GUUGGGAGGAGACGGCUCGACGUCUAGGCUCGCGGCAACUUAGCUCUCCGUAGAGCGCCCUUCCUCGGGCGCUCGGAAAGUGUGGGCGGCUUCUGGCUGCAGGCCCCGCAAGGAGGUGUAUCCAGGCGGCUCGAGAACGACCCCGGGCGCCCAAGCGUCACCUUCGUCACCCACCCUGCGCCAUGUCCUGGAUGUUCAAGAGAGAUCCUGUUUGGAAGUACUUGCAGACUGCCCAAUAUGGUGGAGUCCAUGGAAAUUUUUCACGCCUCUCAUAUCCAACUUUCUUUCCCCGUUUUGAAUUCCAAGAUAUUAUCCCUCCAGACGACUUCCUAACUAGUGAUGAAGAGUUAGAUUCAGUUUUAUUUGGAACUUUGAGAGGCCAUGUUGUUGGACUACGCUAUUACACCGGAGUAGUUAAUAAUAAUGAAAUGGUUGCAUUACAACGAGACCCCAAUAACUCCUAUGAUAAGAAUGCAAUUAAAGUAAACAAUGUGAAUGGAAAUCAAGUUGGCCAUUUAAAGAAAGAUCUUGCAGCUGCUUUGGCCUAUAUUAUGGACAACAAAUUGGCACAAGUGGAAGGGGUAGUCCCUUUUGGUGCAAACAACGCUUUUACCAUGCCUCUGCAUAUGACUCUUUGGGGAAAAGAAGAAAAUAGAAAAGUGGUUUUAGAUCAGUUGAAAAAACAUGGAUUUAAAUUGGGUCCUGCACCAAAAACUUUUGGAUUCAGUUUGGAAAGUGGUUGGGGCUCUGGAAGAGCUGGGCCAAGCUAUAGUAUGCCAGUUCAUGCUGCAGUACAGCUGACAACUGAACAGCUUAAAACAGAAUUUGACAAAUUGUUUGAAGAUCUGAAAGAAGAUGAUAAAACUCAUGAAAUGGAACCAGCUGAGGCUAUUGAAACAUCAUUGCUCCCACAUCAAAAACAAGCUCUAGCUUGGAUGAUUUCCCGGGAAAACAGUAAAGAACUUCCACCAUUCUGGGAACAGCGAAGUGACUUAUACUAUAACACAAUAACAAAUUUUUCUGAGAAGGAUCGACCAGAAAAUGUCCAUGGAGGAAUUUUAGCUGAUGAUAUGGGUUUGGGCAAAACUCUUACAGCCAUUGCAGUAAUUCUUACCAACUUCCAUGGUGGUAAACCUCUUCCUGUUGAAAGAAUUAAAAAAAAUCAACUGAAGAAGGAAUGUAAUAUUAACAGUGGAUCUAUGAAAUUGGGAAGAAACAAUACCAGUGAAAAGACAGAUGAACUAACCAAAGGAUCUAGGUGUAGCGGAGAACCCAGUAUUUCAGAUGUCAAAAGAAAGAGUAAAUAUACCAAGUCAGAAUUGUCUAGUUCCUGCUCCAAAAGAAUAAAAACUGCUGUCCAGUAUACUGAAAGCAGCGAUUCAGAGGAAAUCGAAACUAGUGAAUUGCCACAGAAAGUGAAAGGCAAACUGAGAACUGCACAAUCAGAAAGUAAAAGCAGAAUUAAAGGAGCAUCUGCAUUGGAGGGUUCAAAGAAAACUGAUGUAGAGAGACCAAGAACAACACUGAUCAUCUGUCCACUUUCUGUGUUAAGCAACUGGAUUGACCAGUUUGGACAACAUAUAAAAUCAGAUGUGCACUUGAAUUUUUAUGUUUAUUAUGGUCCUGAUCGUAUUAGAGACCCGGCUUUGCUUUCAAAACAGGAUAUUGUUUUGACUACUUACAAUAUUUUAACUCAUGACUAUGGAAUGAAAGGUGAUAGUCCAUUACAUAGCAUAAGGUGGCUAAGAGUGAUCCUGGAUGAAGGACAUGCCAUACGAAAUCCAAAUGCUCAGCAGACUAAAGCUGUACUUCAUUUAGAAGCAGAAAGAAAAUGGGUAUUGACAGGUACUCCAAUUCAGAAUUCUUUAAAGGACUUGUGGUCUCUUCUUUCCUUUUUAAAACUAAAACCAUUCCUUGAUAGAGAGUGGUGGCAUAGAACAAUACAGCGACCUGUCACAAUGGGAGAUGAAGGAGGACUUAGGCGUUUACAGUCCCUAAUUAAAAAUAUUACACUUAGAAGAACCAAGACAAGCAAAGUUAAAGGAAAACCUGUUUUGGAGUUGCCAGAACGUAAAGUAUUUAUUCAGCAUAUUACACUUUCAGAUGAAGAGAGAAAGAUUUAUCAGUCUGUGAAAAAUGAAGGCAGAGACACUAUUGGAAGGUAUUUUAAUGAAGGGACUGUCCUUGCUCACUAUGCAGAUGUCCUGGGUCUUCUGCUCAGAUUGCGGCAGAUCUGUUGUCAUGCUCACCUUCUUACCAAUGCAGUGUCUUCUAGUGUUCCCUCAGCCUUUUCUCUAGGAAAUGAUACACCUGAAGAACUACAAAAAAAGUUAAUAAGAAAGAUGAAGUUAAUUCUGAGCUCAGGUUCCGAUGAAGAAUGUGCAAUUUGCUUGGAUUCAUUAACAGUUCCUGUCAUAACACACUGUGCACACGUCUUCUGUAAACCCUGUAUUUGCCAAGUCAUCCAGAAUGAGCAGCCACAUGCUAAAUGCCCUUUAUGCAGAAAUGAUAUACAUGGAGACAAUUUAUUAGAGUGUCCUCCAGAAGAACUGACAUGUGAUACUGAGAAAAAGUCUAACAUGGAAUGGACAUCUAGCUCGAAGAUCAAUGCCUUAAUGCACGCAUUGAUUGACUUAAGAAAGAAGAACCCCAACAUAAAGAGUUUAGUUGUUUCUCAGUUUACAACGUUUCUGUCUUUAAUAGAAACACCACUCAGAGCCUCUGGAUUUGUGUUUACUCGUUUGGAUGGUUCAAUGGCCCAAAAGAAAAGAGUUGAAUCAAUUCAGUGUUUUCAAAACACUGAGGCAGGAUCUCCAACUAUAAUGCUUCUAUCCUUAAAAGCAGGUGGAGUUGGUUUGAAUCUUUCUGCAGCUUCUCGAGUGUUUUUAAUGGACCCAGCCUGGAAUCCAGCUGCUGAAGAUCAGUGCUUUGACAGAUGCCAUAGACUUGGCCAGAAGCAAGAAGUCAUCAUCACAAAAUUUAUUGUGAAGGACUCUGUUGAAGAAAAUAUGCUGAAAAUACAAAAUACAAAGAGAGAACUUGCAGCUGGAGCCUUUGGAACAAAAAAAACAAAUGCCAGUGAAGUGAAACAAGCUAAAAUUAAUGAAAUCAAAACUUUAAUUGAUUUAUAAUUUGUGGGAUUUUGGUAAGAUUGGUUUGAUCAGAUAUAUAGUUGUUUUAGAAAUGAGAAAAAUACAGUUUUAGAAAUGAGAUCUCGUGAAUAUAUCUUCUAGAAGGGGCAUGGUUUUUUGUCAGUGAAGUAGUAUUACUGAUACAUAAUCUCUUCUAUAUAUGAACCUAUAUUUUAAUGAUAUUUCAAAUAGCAGUAAGUUCUGUUAUAUACUGUGGCCUAAAAGAAUUUUUUUGAGAAAUAAAGUUACUUUGUUAUUGAAGUUUUCAUAGUAUCUCUGCUGAGUAUUUUCAUAUAUCUUGCAAGUACUCAGCUUUUUCAUAUUUCAAAUAAGGUAAAACCUUUUAUACUUUUGACCAAAUAAAGAAUUAUUUUCUAUGUUGGACACAUUUGGUUUUCCAUCAAUCCUCCUGUUUGUGAUGCCAAUGGAUUCAAUAGUCCUUGUAAGCUAUGCAUAUAUACACAGUCUAUAGAAAAGAUUUGUUUUAUUGGACUUUCAAAGACCAUAUUUGCAUUCCAGAACCAAACCUUAAAAUGAGAGACCAAAGUCCAAGUUAGUAAUUUACUUAUAAUUUUUUUUUUUUACAGUUUCAUUGAGAUAUAAUUCAU
This is a messenger RNA of Myotis myotis, 3739 nucleotides long. It is a transcript of the gene HLTF, whose product is annotated as helicase like transcription factor. Lineage: Eukaryota; Metazoa; Chordata; Mammalia; Chiroptera; Vespertilionidae. The transcript is spliced from 24 exons. Gene Ontology annotation, molecular function: zinc ion binding; nucleic acid binding; hydrolase activity, acting on acid anhydrides, in phosphorus-containing anhydrides. The record is from RefSeq and is a predicted model, not a curated record. Bases 183 to 3131 code for a protein of 982 amino acids.